Molecule: messenger RNA, 786 nt
Organism: Pogona vitticeps (central bearded dragon)
Lineage: Eukaryota; Metazoa; Chordata; Lepidosauria; Squamata; Agamidae
Product: cystatin
Cellular component (GO): vesicle; cytoplasm
Molecular function (GO): cysteine-type endopeptidase inhibitor activity
Source: RefSeq, a predicted model, not a curated record
GACCCGUGUGGGUGUGGGAGGGGGGGUUUUCUACGGCGCUCGGCAGCAGAGCCGGCGCAGUCGAGCGGCUUGACGAGCAACAGCGAUGGCGUCGUCCCGGUGGCUCUUGGUGUGCGGCGCGGUCUUGCUCGGGGUCGCCCUGGCGGCGGGGCAGCGGGCGUUGGGGGCGCCCAUCGAGGCCUCCGCCAACGACGAAGGGGUGCAGCGGGCCCUCCAGUUCGCGAUCAACGAAUAUAACCGAGCCAGCAACGACAAGUACGUCGGUCGCGUGUCCAGGAUCAUCAACGUGAGGAAGCAAAUUGUUUCUGGUGUCAAUUAUUUUCUGGAUGUUGAAGUUGGACGAACAACUUGCACCAAACCAGCUAGUGACAUUGAGAACUGUGCCUUCCAUGAAGCGCCAGCUCUGGCACAGCAAGUGACUUGCAACUUUGUGGUGUAUCACGUUCCUUGGUUAAACCAUAUCACCCUGAAGAAAAACAACUGCCACUAAGCUUCCAUUGGCUUUGGAACAGGGCAUCAAGCUGAUGAUGAUGUCUUCCAUAUCCAAGAAGAGCAAUAAUCCAGCUGGCUUCUCAAGCAAGAAUUCUUACUGCUAACAAAAACAAAAUGCUUUUAUAUUCCUUUUCAAAGCAAGUAGAUUGAUGCAGUCUUUCUGUUUAUUUUUCUUUCUCAUCAUGAUAGAUUAGAAGAGGAAAACUUACAUGAAUUUUAUCUUGUCAAGGACUGAGGUUUUUAAAGAUCUGUUUCCUGUUAAUAUUACCAAGAAUAAAAUACCUUAAUUCAGCA